Messenger RNA from Cooperia oncophora, 456 nucleotides. The record is from the annotation of a GenBank genome assembly. NCBI's taxonomy places the organism in Eukaryota, Metazoa, Nematoda, Chromadorea, Rhabditida, Trichostrongylidae.
AUGCUUCGGAGAUUAAAGUUUCUUAGUCUUCAUAAACUUCUGUCAGGCGUGGAAGCAGCCGAAUCGGCAGUGAAACUUGCUCGACGUUGGGCCUACGAUGUGAAGAAGGUUCCUGAGAAUAAGGCGAAGAUGGUUUUCGCAGAGAACAACUUUUGGGGCCGAUCAAUUGCUGCCAUUUCGGCAUCAAGCGACCCGGAUUCCUACGGCGGCUUUGGACCUUUUGUACCACUCUUCGAACGAAUUCCCUACAAUGAUUUUGAAAGCGCUCGAACCAUACAGAUCCGAAACACGGCGGUUUUCAGGGUGGAACCGAUACAAGGAGAGUGGCUCAUUGCUGACAGAUGCCGGCGUCAUUUGAAGGGUGUACAAGAUCUCUGUAAGAAGCAUAAUGUACUCUUCAUCACUGACGAAAUACAGUCCGGUCUCGGAAGGACGGGAGAGUACGUGAACAAAUAA